This is a messenger RNA of Actinia tenebrosa (Australian red waratah sea anemone), 1946 nucleotides long. RefSeq lists its product as uncharacterized. Gene Ontology annotation, molecular function: metal ion binding; ATP binding. The record is from RefSeq and is a predicted model, not a curated record. NCBI's taxonomy places the organism in Eukaryota, Metazoa, Cnidaria, Anthozoa, Actiniaria, Actiniidae.
CAUUCUGCACUUGGGUUACCUGUGCUUUAUCUCCAUAACUAGCACAAACCUGUUUGGCAACCUUGGCAACCUUAUUGCAUAACAGACAGUUUAUCAUCCCUCAAUCAAUACCUCCUUCAUCUCCUUAGCCGCUCAUCACGUCUUCUAUAUAACUAGUUUACUCCUGUUUGGUAAGUCCUGUCUAUACCUGAACAUUCAGACAACAUGUCAAAUAUUUGCUUCAAAAAGGGCGACCUGGUCUGCAGGAAUAAUCUAGUUGAACAGACGGUUUGGGGAAAGGAUGUCCAACAUUAAGGUCGUUACCACUGGUAGCCUCAUCAAAAAGGACCUUAAAGAUGCUUAUUAUUUGCCGUAUUGGCCCUCCUCGCACUUACCAGGGUAUAAAUUUAACAACGACAAGAAAUAUCGUGUGUUUGACUGCCCUCCGCCUUCCGAAGCCUUCAUGCACUUUAUUUUUCCCUUCCGUAACGUCCCUACGGCGGGAGAUGAGGUGCCCAUAUUGUUGGACCAACAGCCUCCGUCGUUUUUGAGACAUCAUUGGAAGAAAUGGCUUCCUGAUUUCCCUACUGCAGAUAUCAAAACCAUCGACGAGGGGCUUCAAGAUCAUGUACCGAUCGUAACCACCGGAUCAAUGCAAGUUAUUCCAGAUAACAAACAUAGCGUUGACCCAGAUGUCCUCUAUAGAGUACAGUUGAAGAGCAGUAUCCCCGAGGUUGGUGUGACGUGCCCGAAACACUUUAUGAACGUGAAUGCAGUCUCUUUCCCCUGUUUGGUCAAAGUAGAUAUGAGCUGGUCUGGACGCGGGAAUCAACUUGCCAAGAACAAGAUUGAGCUGUCGGAGAUCCUCAAAGAAAUCAGGGAAGAGAAUGACUGGAAAGAUGACAUCAUCUACGAAGAAAUGGUGCAGGGGAUCCGAGAAGUUCCAAGCUUUCAGUUUCACUUGCACAGAAAUGGCGAGGUCUAUUGGGUUGGUACAACGUGCGGCGGUUUCAAAGGAUUUUCUUGGUGCAGCGCUGUGGUGGAUUGGGACAAACAAGACUACUAUAAGAACCUUGUGUACGAUGAGUUCGUUGUUCCUGUCGUAAAAUACCUUCAUAAGCAAGGCUACUUUGGUCUGGUUACCAUUGAGAUCUUGAUCACUGAUCAUGGAAUGYACUUAGUAGACAUGAACCCACGAGUUGGUGGCGAUACUCCGUACUUACUAAUAGCCCCUUAUAUGGCGCAGCUGGGCUUCAAACAUUCGACUCUGGCUCUCGGGAAAACCAUCAAUGCGUCAGCCAAGACUUUGGUCAAAAGCGCAAACGACAUCAACAACACGAAUGAAGGUAGAGUUAUCAUCUUGUCCGCUACUGAUCUAGAAGAUGGAAAAAGCCAGUUUGAACUCACAGUCUUUGCCAAAUCGCAUCAAGAUGCGGUCAUGCUUCACGACAAACUCAUAAACUCRUGCAGUUAGACGGACCUCUCUAAAGGUCAUACUUUAAUUAAGUCAAAAAUAUUCUUUGUAAAAAAUAAAUAUAAUAUGGCAGCAGCAAUAUUAUUCAACCCUUCUUUAUAGAUUAUUUUAUCCAUCGUAAGACUCAUAAAGCGAUUCUAUUUUGAAUCUUUAAUCACGAAAUGAUCUGAGAAUUAUAAUAUCUAUAUAUCUUAGCUCGAUCAACGCUGUAAAGCUGCUUGUCUAGCGGGCAGACCUUAGUCUGCAUAGUUAUAUGGUCUGCCAUCGGCCAAGAACAUCCCGCAGAAGUCAACAUCCCCCAUAGUAUACUUAAUGGAAGAUAGUAUUUUGAUAUACAGGACACAUCAUUGUACCUAGAUUUCAUUUUAUUUUCAAUCAAUAGUACAAGACAAAUAGAAGUUUUGAUAUGCAGGACACAUCAUGGACCUAUAUUAUGUUUUUUCUAGAAUCAAUCGUACGUGCCAAAUAAAGAUGAACUGUUUUUUUGUCGAAA